Molecule: messenger RNA, 1041 nt
Organism: Gasterosteus aculeatus aculeatus (three-spined stickleback)
Lineage: Eukaryota; Metazoa; Chordata; Actinopteri; Perciformes; Gasterosteidae
Product: histone H1
Biological process (GO): nucleosome assembly
Cellular component (GO): nucleosome
Molecular function (GO): DNA binding; structural constituent of chromatin
Source: RefSeq, a predicted model, not a curated record
GAGCUCUUCAUCGGUCUCAGUCUCUCGAGUCCUCGACGACACAAACGCACAACAGCGGGACGAAAUGGCAGAAGAAGCUCCAGCUGCGGCCGCCGCCGCCGCGCCCAAAGCGGCCAAGAAGAAGGCGUCCAGGCCGAAGACGGUCGGUCCCAGCGUCUCCGACCUCAUCGUGAAAACCGUGGGCGCGUCCAAGGAGCGGAGCGGCGUGUCCGCUGCCGCCGUCAAGAAGGCUCUGACCGCCGGAGGAUACGAUGUGGACAAGAACAAGGCCCGCGUCAAGACCGCCAUCAAGAGCCUGGUGGCUAAGGGGACUCUGGUCCAGGUCAAGGGGAUCGGGGCCUCCGGCUCCUUCAAGGUGAGCAAGACCACCGCCGACAAACCGGCAAAGAAAGCCGCUCCUAAAGCCAAGAAGCCCGCGGCCAAGAAACCCGCAGCGGCCAAAAAGCCCAAAGCAGCGGCAGUGAAGAAAGUUGUAGCCGCUAAGAAGUCACCGAAGAAGGCCAAGAAACCCGCAGCGGCCAAGAAGGUGGCCAAGAGCCCCAAAAAGGUAGCAAAGAGCUCCAAAAAGGUGGCCAAGAGCCCCAAGAAGGUGGUGAAAAAGGCCCCCGCAGCCAAGAAAACCCCCGUGAAGAAGGUCGCUAAGCCCAAAGCCAAGAAAGCAGCACCCAAGAAGUAAACUGACCUCAGUCUGAACAACCAACGCUUCUAUAAAAGGCUCUUUUAAGAGCCACCCAAUCCUUCCUUAAAGAGUUUCCUUUAUUAAUACAGUAUAAUUAAUACUCGUGUGAGCAAAGCUGAAUCAUGUACACACAAGUUGCUGCUCUGAGGGCUGUUAAUUCUGAGAUCACCGUCAAAUUUAGUCACAAUUCAGUCGCAUUCACAGCUCUGCAAAUGUCGGUCAGUCAAGUUGAGAGAACAGAAAGUUACACACCAAGGCUUCAAUGAUGGGAUCACAGGCUCCAUGGCAUUCUGAAGCAAUAUACCAACAAAAGACAAAUUUCCCAACAGACAAAAUGUACCUGCUGUGUUCUGGAAUUUGUG